AUGACAGUGAAAACCAUAUAUAUUGCUAGACAUGGUUAUAGAUCGAAUUGGCUCCCACAAGGCCCAUAUCCUCCACCUCCAACCGGUGUCGAUAGUGAUGUUCCGUUAGCAGAACAUGGCUUAACUCAAGCCAAAGAACUAGGCCAUUAUAUUUUGUCUCUAAACAAUCAACCCGAACUUUUGUUUUCAUCUCCAUUUUAUCGUUGUAUUCAGACAUCAGAGGCAAUUGCUGCUUUACUUGAGCUGCCGAUUUACUUAGAUACAGGCAUUGGAGAAUGGUACAAACCUGAUAGAGCUAUCAUCCCUGUCCCGGCCUCCUAUGAGGUUCUGAGUCAGUUAUUUCCAACAAAAAUCAGUGAUGAUUGGUCUUCUACUAUUUUGCCAAGUGAUAAGGGUGAAACAGAGGAAGAUAUAUUUAAUAGAUGUAAGACAUUUUGGCCUAAAUUCAUUGAUACUUUGGAAGAUAGUUUUCCUAAUAUUGAAACAAUCAUUUUGGUCACACAUGCGGCUACGAAAAUAGCCCUUGGGUUAUCAUUACUAAAAAAGAGUUCAGCUAGAGAUGCUAUUGAUUCUGAAGGCACCUUAAUUAGAAGUGGCAGUUGUUCGCUAGAUAAAUACGAAUUAUUGGAAACUGAAUAUAGUAAAGAUGAUGAUAGCACAUUUGUUCUACCGUUUGAAAAGAGAACAUGGAAAAUUACAAUGAACGGAAACACUGAAUACUUAACAAAAGGUGAAGAGAUGAAUUGGAAUUUCCAGAGCUCUUUUGAAGCCGGUUCUGAUGCUGACAUUAGAGCAAGAAUGAUGGCUGCUGCUGAAAAGGGAGAAGCACCUGAUGCUUCUAUAAAUAAUAGUCACAAAGCAGAAACAGAAACAGUUUAUGUUAGUGUGGAUAUUCCGAGCAAAAAUUACAGAAACACACAUACGAUUGACAGGGCAGCAACAUUACAGUAUUCAGGCUUAGAAGAGAAUUCCCCAUUAUUCAAAAUUGGUGACAAAAUCUAUGAAGGCCAGUGGAAAAAGUUAGUUGGAACAGAAUUAGCUUUUCCAAAUGCAGCUAAAGUAAUGAACAAAAAAGUCUCGUUGGAACAUACUAUACCAAAACCACUUGAUUUAAUCAACCAAGACAAUCAAACAAGUAACAAUGCUUCAAUUGAUAAUCCAGAGGAGCCAACUAGCGUUAAUAGCAUCGCAACAGAAAAGGACAAGAAUGAUGUCCAUCCCGAAAAAAUCUAUAAAAUUACUGAUAGAAUAAUCUUAUCAGAAGUAAAACCUAUGUAA
Tetrapisispora phaffii CBS 4417 is the source of this 1278-nucleotide messenger RNA. RefSeq lists its product as uncharacterized. The transcript has a single exon. The record is from RefSeq and is a predicted model, not a curated record. Lineage: Eukaryota; Fungi; Ascomycota; Saccharomycetes; Saccharomycetales; Saccharomycetaceae. Bases 1 to 1278 code for a protein of 425 amino acids.